AUGAAAGCAAAUAGUUUUGAUGAAGUUAAAAUUCAAUUUGAAAAGUUUUUAUCUGUAUUUCGUAAUGUUUUAACAUCAGAAAAUGAAAUAAAUAUUAUUCAAAAUAAACUUCGACGACGUUUUAAUACGACAAGAUCAGGUUAUCUAUGUUCAAAUGAAUUUAUAUCAUUGCUUAAUCAUAUGCACAAUCUAUUUGUUGACAAUAAGAAAUCAGCAAAAUAUUAUACAGAAUUAGCUUCAUUCGAUGAACAAUUGAAAAAAAAUUCUAUUAAAUCAUCCAGGCCGCAUUCAUCGUCAACUACAGUCUCGAUUGAUGCAUCGUCCACAGUAACUUCUAUAAAACCUAUCGAUGCUAAUGACAAUAUUACCGAAGCAUCUCCUGUCAGUCCACCAAAAUCAACUAUUGAAUAUGAAACAUCAAUAGCAGAAGUUCAAGAAACAAUCGAUCAUCUUGUCGAUCAAUGUUGUACAAUUGUAUCGGUAUCCAUCAAAUCAAGAACACAUUUUUUCGACAACAAAGUAACAACUUCUACGCCUUUAAACAGCGACAGAAAGAAUAAAAGAAAAGUAAUCAAACUAGAACGAAGAUUAAGUCGUUUAUCAAGAAUAAUACGUGAAUUAGAAGAAAAAGAUAUGUCACUUGAUGAAAUGGCUCACUGUGAUUUAUAUGUCGUGGAAUCCAAUUUAAAAAAGCAAGCAUGUGAAAUUCAUAGUAAAAUUGCUAAACUUAAAAGUCAAACACCUACUAUUGAAAGAAUUAUUCAUCAGCCGAUCGUUCUCAGUGAAUCUGAAAUUGGUCAUCCAUUAAUCAAUAAAAACCUAGAAGAAAUGGUGAAUCAAGCUAAACAUUUCCCUUCGUUUAGUGAUAUACUUGAUACAGUAGAAAAAGUCAAUGAUAAACAUAAACUUAAUCUUGAUGAAGAAGCUUGUAACAAAUUUGCUGAAAAAUCUUUUAAAAUUAUUGGAAGAAAAAUAAAAGAUCGACGAAUGGCAGAUUUUAACGAUAUUAUGUACAGUCGUCUUCCGGCAGAUUUCAAUAUCGAACAAGAUGAUCCAGCUUUACAUAAUGUUGAAAUUGAAAAAGUUCUAUCAGAAAAUCAUCGCGAAGCUUUGAUUAAAACUGAGAAAAUUUUUGAAGAAUUUUCUCAAAUUGAACCUAACUCAGAGGUGGAAGCAAAUGUCAAAUCUACUGAAGAAGAAUCUGUAAGUGAACAAGAAGAAGAAACCAUCACUAUUGCGGAAGUACAUGAAGUACAAUAUGAUGUUGUUGAUAUAGUUGCACCAUUAUCACUCGAACCAACAAUUCAUGAUGCAUCUGAGUCAAAUUCAAAUGAAGCAGUAGUUGAAAUCUCACUCAAUGAUCGUGCACUAACAAUCCUAUCAACAGCUGCAUUGCCAAUGAAAAAAACACCAACACGAUACCGUGAAUCAGAAAUUUAUAGGAACUCUCAAGAAUCAUCGACUGUGAGAAAUGAUUCUCAAGUAGAAACAUUGAUACCAAGGCGAAAACAAAAUGUAAUUAAUAAUGAAAUUAUCUAUAGUUUCAAAGCCUCAUCAAGACACGUCGAAUCACCGACAACAUCAUUAUCAUUAUCUGUCCGAUCGGACCCUCACUAUUUUUUUCUUAUUCGACAUGGUAUCUAUUUAUCGACAGGUCGUCGAGAUGAUGGCCUUAUUGAACUAGGUAGAAAGCAGGCGUAUGUAGCAGCUGAAACCAUCGAUGCACUUGCACGUUCAAUAGAAAAUUCUUCGGAUAGAUCAUCUCGUAUUAUUUUUACCGAUCUAAUUCAUUCGAGUUAUAAGCGAGCUUAUCAAACUGGUUUAAUCACAGGCAAUCGUCUUGAAAAAAUACAAAGACUUGAACAAUCAUCUGCCAUUAUCUAUAAACGUUUUAAAUGUUGGAGAGAAAUACAUUCGAUUGACUGUUUUCGAAAACGUUGGCAAAAAAUUCAACGUUUAUUUUUUUCUACAUUCUCAAAUCAUAAAAUGUCAUCAAAAAAUUAUGUUAUUUUUUCGCAUGGUAAUCUUCUCAGCAGUAUUAUUACUUUUCUAAUGUCAGGCGCAUCAUGGGAUUGUUGGCAAUUCGGUAAUAUUGCGCCACAUUGUUCUGUUUCGAUUUUAUCCUAUACACCUGGAGAUGAACUACCUCGAAUUAUAUUACAACCUUUUCAAAUAUUGAAUCAGUCAUUACCAAUAACAAUAAAUAAUAUUAAUCCGAAACGAAUGCAAUUAAAAGAUAUUGUAACAAAUGAAAUAGGUAGCGAAAAAAUUUGGAAAUUAAUCAUAGAUUCUAUUAUUCCAAAACGUGUUGUUGGCUCGUAUACAGAUCAAUUUUCAAGUAUUUCUAAAUUCAUUCCAGAUAAUGAUGAUGAAGCACGUCGUAUAUUAUUUAUUGUUAGUCAAUAUUACUCACACACAAUGAAAAUUAAAAAGAAAUCGAGUAUCAUCGAUUCAAAUCUAGAUAGUGAUAGUGAAGAAGAAGAAGAAGAAGAAGAAGAAAAUGAUAACUAA
This is a messenger RNA of Rotaria socialis, 2511 nucleotides long. Lineage: Eukaryota; Metazoa; Rotifera; Eurotatoria; Philodinida; Philodinidae. The record is from the annotation of a GenBank genome assembly.